This is a messenger RNA of Aspergillus melleus, 771 nucleotides long. RefSeq names its product SDR family NAD(P)-dependent oxidoreductase. Gene Ontology annotation, molecular function: oxidoreductase activity. Lineage: Eukaryota; Fungi; Ascomycota; Eurotiomycetes; Eurotiales; Aspergillaceae. The record is from RefSeq and is a predicted model, not a curated record. Bases 1 to 771 code for a protein of 256 amino acids. The transcript is spliced from 2 exons.
AUGUCGCUGGCCGGAAAGGUAGCCAUCGUCACCGGCGGUGCUAGAGGCAUUGGAGCAGGAAUUGUACGCUGCCUCAGUAAGCAAGGAGCAAAGGUGGUCUUCACCUAUGUCUCCCCAUCUUCCAAGAGCGCCGCGGAUGCUCUCGUCAACGAACUCAGCAACAACAGUAACGACGUCAUCGCUAUCCAAGCUGACAUGAUAGACUCAGCAUCCCCAAAGACCAUCAUACAAACCACACUCUCUACGUUUCAAACGGAUAGAAUCGACAUCCUCGUCAACAACGCCGGCGCAGGUGAAAAUCGCUCUCUGGAGGACGUCACCCAGGAUAGCUACACCCAGCUGAUGGACAUCAACGUGCGCGCCGUGAUUUUCAUGACACAAGCUAUCUUACCAUAUCUGCCUAGUCGAGGAGGUCGAAUCAUCAACCUGUCCUCGAUUUCGGCCCGUGGCGGCUACGCUACCCAGUCUGUUUAUGCGGCUACCAAAGCUGCCGUAGAGGGUCUUACGCGUGUCUGGGCCACCGAACUGGGACACAAGUAUGGCGUUACUGUCAAUGCGGUGAAUCCAGGCCCUGUGGAUACAGAUAUGUACCAGGCUGCGGGGCCGGUUCAUCUGGCGCGCAUGGAGGAGCAGAAUAAAAAGGUUCCUGCUGGGCAAAGGUGCGGGACCGUCCAGGAUAUUGGGGAUAUCGUUACAUUCUUGGCGGAAGAGAGGUCGAGAUGGGUGACCGGAGAUGUUAUUUGCGCUAAUGGGGGCAUGCUGUAUACUUGA